Brassicogethes aeneus is the source of this 831-nucleotide messenger RNA. The record is from the annotation of a GenBank genome assembly. NCBI's taxonomy places the organism in Eukaryota, Metazoa, Arthropoda, Insecta, Coleoptera, Nitidulidae.
UUUUGUGUAUAAGUGAAAUGCAAAAAAAUCCCUAGAACUAGGGAAAAAUGCCUAAGUUGGCAACACUCUCAUUUCAAACUUGCAACAUGACAUUCCUAAAAUAACUAGACGCAUCUUUGUUUAUUUUCGUAAAAACCGUAGAAAAACAUGGGAAGACCCAAGGCAAAAGAUGAACCGUCGGACACCCCUGAGGAGUUUUCAGUGGAAAAAAUCUUGGACAAAAGGGCUUGCAAUGGAAAAAUCGAGUAUCUUUUGAAAUGGAAGGGAUAUUCUGACGAGGAUAAUACUUGGGAACCAGAAGAAAAUUUGGACUGUCCAGAUCUUAUAGCAGCCUAUGAAUCGCAAUUUGACACUUCAACGAGCAAAGACCAAGAUGACUCAGAGAAGGUGCACAAACGUAAGGAUAUUUCAGAAGACAUCAGGCCUCGUGGUUUUGACAGGGGGCUCGAGCCUGACAAAAUUGUAGGAGCCACUGAUGCAAGUGGUGAAUUGAUGUUUUUAAUGAUGUGGAAAAACUGCAAAGAAGCCGACUUGGUUCCGGCUAGCCAAUUGAAUGGCAGAUGUCCAGAAGUUGUGAUUAAAUAUUACGAAAAUAAAACCCCAUGGAUUUGUAAGGAGAGUGUUAUUGAGAUAGACUAGGUUUAAAAUAAAAAUAAAUGUAUUGUGUAUUUAUGAGUUUUCACUUUCCUUGUAUUUACAUUCGGUGCAGGUGUAAAAAACAGUUUGACCUUCAUCAGCUGAUCUUAAUUGCAACGUGGCAUAAGACAUUUUCUCGUUCCCGCAUUUCGGGCAUUUUCUUUUUACUAUAGGACCCUCAUCUUCGGUUUUUUG